UUUCUUUCGCUAUUAUUUAUUAGUCAUUUUCCCAAAGUUGUGUGAUUGACUGAAAGUUGUCACGAUCGACCAUAAGUUAUGGCAAAUCUUUCAAUGUUUCCGAAUAUAAGUGCUGACAAUGAUGAAAACUCGCCUAUGAGUGUGGAAAGCCUAUGUAUGGCUUGCGAGGAAAAGGGCACAACAAAGAUUUUAAUGACAAAGAUCCCAUACUUCCAUGAAGUGGUAAUAAUGUCAUUUGAAUGUCAACAUUGUGGAAAUAGAAACAAUGAAAUAAAUUCUGCUGGCCCUGUACAGUCACAAGGAAUCAGGAUUGAAAUAAAAGUUGCUAAAGGUGAUCUCAAUAGACAAAUUAUCAAGACAGAAUCAGCAAUGGUGAAACUGCCAGAGUUAGAUUUUGAAAUUCCAGCUUUCACCCAGAAAGGAGAACUUAGCACCAUUGAGGGUGUCCUGGAACGGGCGAUUUCGUCUUUAGAACAAAGUCAACCGCUGCGAAAGGCUGUUGACCCGGAACAGGCGGAAAAAGUUGGUCAGUUCAUAGAAAAACUAAAAACAUACCGUAAAGGCGACGUUCCAUUUACGUUUGUACUUGAUGACAUCUCUGGCAAUAGUUUCGUGGAGAAUCCUCACGCACCGGACAAUGAUGCCGCUAUGACAGUUACGAAAUACGACAGAACAGAAGAUCAAAAUCGGGCUUUGGGAUUUAUUGCAAGUGAUGAUGCACCUGAGGAAAGCGCUCCAGAAGAAUUCAACUUUAAUGAAGAGGUACUCGAGUUCCCAACAGAUUGCCCUCAUUGUAAAUGUCCGACAACCACGAACAUGAAGGCUGUUGAUAUUCCAUUUUUUAAACAAGUUAUACUCAUGGCAACCAACUGUUCAAACUGUGGAAAACGGUCGAACGAAGUGAAGUCUGGAGCUGGAAUAGAGGAUCAAGGCAAAAGGAUAGAAUUGAAGAUUACAGAUCCUACUGAUCUCAGCCGCGAUGUAUUAAAGAGUGAUACUUGCACUGUUAGGAUACCUGAACUUGAGUUUGAGUUAGAAAGUGGCACGCUAGGGGGUCGUUUUACCACCUUGGAAGGUCUUCUCAUCAAUGUCAAGGAGGAUUUGGAGGGUCAGAAUCCCUUUGGUUCCGGCGAUACACCUACGCUACAGGAAGAUACCAAAAAACUACAGAAAUUCAUCUCGAAACUUAUGGAGGUGAUAGAAGGUAAAAUUAUGAAUAUACAUUUAAUUCUGGAUGAUCCUGCUGGCAACAGUUAUCUUCAGAAUGUUUAUGCGCCGGAAGACGACCCAAACAUGAAGAUUGUUCACUAUGAAAGGAAUCAAGAACAGAACGAAGACCUUGGCAUCAGUGAAGAAAUGAUUGCGGAAGAAAAGGCAAGAAGAGAAAAAGCUGAGCAAAACUGAGCAUCCAAAGAAUAACAUCAAAUUAUAUAAAUCAAAAGUCUAAACCACACGUUAUACAAUAGUGAAUAAAAACACUGCUUGGGAAAACGCUGAUCGGCCUACGUCAUUCUCUAUUUCAAUAAAUAUCACUGAAUUAACUUUUAGUAAGUUAGUAUAUACAUAUACUGUAAAAAAAUGAAAUGUUUCUAAACUUAGUAAAAUGACAUUCUUUCAUGAAAACAAUAUACAUUUGAUGACAU
Molecule: messenger RNA, 1643 nt
Organism: Dendronephthya gigantea
Lineage: Eukaryota; Metazoa; Cnidaria; Anthozoa; Malacalcyonacea; Nephtheidae
Product: zinc finger protein ZPR1-like
Exons: 13
Coding region: 79-1404 (441 amino acids)
Cellular component (GO): nucleus; cytoplasm
Molecular function (GO): zinc ion binding
Source: RefSeq, a predicted model, not a curated record